This is a messenger RNA of Zootermopsis nevadensis, 1320 nucleotides long. Lineage: Eukaryota; Metazoa; Arthropoda; Insecta; Blattodea; Termopsidae. The record is from RefSeq and is a predicted model, not a curated record.
UCGGUGAUGAACCAUCUAGUUAGUUAUAAGAUGGUGGUCUGCGUUGAUAACCGUCCGGUGGCUGCCAAAAAUUCUAGAGACAUUGAGAGAAAAGCAUUUAUCUGUUCUCUUUCAGCUGACAACAGAUCAUUUGUCUCAUGGCCUCAUUUUCUGUUUCCAUGUGCAGCAAAGCUGGACGGAGUUAAGACGUACAUGAGGAUGCGACGAGUCCCGAACCAUCUUCAGGUGAAAGUUAUCAAGUGGUUCGACUAUUUGUGGCUGACGCAGAAAUGUUCGGACGAAGAGAAGGCUGUCAGCUGUCUUCCAGACAAGCUGAAGGCGGAGAUAGCGAUCAAUGUCCAUCUGGACACUUUGAAGAGGGUGGAAAUCUUCCAGAACACAGAAGCGGGCUUCUUGUGCGAGCUGGUGCUGAGGUUACGUCCCGUCCUCUUCUCGCCUGGAGACUACAUUUGUAGGAAAGGCGAAGUGGGCAAGGAGAUGUACAUCGUCAACAGGGGGCGCCUGCAGGUAGUCGCCGAUAACGGGCGAACGGUUCUGGCCACGCUGAAGGCAGGCUCCUACUUCGGCGAGAUAUCCAUCCUGAACAUGGGUACCGCAGGAAACCGUCGAACGGCCUCAGUCCGGUCGGUGGGCUACAGCGAUCUGUUCGUCCUGUCGAAGAAAGACAUGUGGGACGUGCUCAAGGAGUACCCAGCUGCCAGGGUGAGGCUCGAGGCCAUCGCCGUCAAGCGCCUCGAGAAGUACAAGAGGGCGCCGCUAGAGAGAGAUACUUGGGGUGGUGAGAUGGAGGAGAUGUCAUCAUUGUGGCGCGGAGGUGGCGCUCUGCGGCGGCAGUCAGGCAGACAAGUGCUGCCACCGGGCGCUGCAAUGUGUCGCAGUCAAUCUACACCAGGUCUGGUGGAAUCUCGAGGACGAAUACCAUUGGAAGAUAUGUGGGUGUCUCCCCUGGAGCCACUCAUCACUGGGGGGUCAUCAUUGGGACCACCACCUUACUCUGUUAACUCGCUCUUCAGCCCCACGCUCAGUCCUACUUCCAGGUCUUUACAAGGGCGUGUGCGCACCAUGGAGUCGCCCCUAUCAGCCACAUCAAGCGGACUGUCUUCAGAUGAUGAGCGAAGAGGCAGUGGGAUCCAAGCCCCAAGCCAUCAUGUGCCUCAGGCAGCUGUUCAUGCAGGUAACUGCAACGCUGGAAUAAUCAUUAAGUUCUUCUUGGCUUUUGUCCUCGUAAAUUGUCUGUUUGUAGUAAAAGGAUUUAUCCUUGAUCCUUUCGCAGCUUCAUUUCCAUUACUUCCUACUGCAUCAUAUCUAUUUUCAUGUUAA